Messenger RNA from Penicillium verrucosum, 447 nucleotides. RefSeq names its product V-type proton ATPase proteolipid subunit. Gene Ontology annotation, biological process: proton transmembrane transport. Lineage: Eukaryota; Fungi; Ascomycota; Eurotiomycetes; Eurotiales; Aspergillaceae. The record is from RefSeq and is a predicted model, not a curated record. The coding region runs from base 1 to 447 and encodes 148 amino acids. Gene Ontology annotation, cellular component: proton-transporting V-type ATPase, V0 domain. Gene Ontology annotation, molecular function: proton-transporting ATPase activity, rotational mechanism. The transcript is spliced from 4 exons.
AUGGGCUGCGUCUGCGCAAUUGUCUUCACUUGCUUCGGUGCUGCCUACGGAACUGAUAAGGUCGGCGGUGGCGUUUGCUCGACGGCCGUCUCACGACCCGACUUAGUUGUAAAGAGUAUAGUCCCGGUUGUGAUGGCUGGCAUUAUCGGGAUCUAUGGCUUAGUCGUUUCUGUUCUUGUGGCAAAUGAUCUGAAGCAAAGUCUGCCCUUAUAUAUAGGCUUGAUACAGCUUUGUACAGGUCUCUCCGUCGGUCUUACCGGCCUAGCAUCUGGUUUCGCUAUUGGAGUCGUUGGUGAUGCCGGAGUUCGUGGAAUAGCUCAGCAGCCAAGGCUGUAUGUUGGCAUGAUUCUAAUACUCAUCUUCGCUGAAGUUCUUGGUCUAUACGGUUUAAUCGUCGCCCUUCUCAUGAACUCGGUCGCGGAACAAAAUGUCGAGAAGUGCAUGUGA